AUGGAUGGUGAUGGGGAUUGUACCGAUGAACAAAGUGUUGUUAAUGUGGUUCAAGGUGCUGCACUAUCCGUUCUUGUUAUAAUAAUUACAUUCAUAAGGAGAAUGCAAGCUAGACGGGAGACAGUCAGUAGAUAUUUCAACAAGGUUUUACAAGCAAUUAUCUGUUUGCGUGGACGCUACAUGAGACAAGCCAUCAAUGAUACUCCCCAAGAGAUCGUUAACAACCAGCUAUACUAUCCUUAUUUCAAGGAUUGCAUUGGUAUGAUAGAUGGGACUCAUGUUGAUGCAAUGCUUCCGAUUAAUCUUGUUGCACGAUUUCGAGGCCGCAAAGGUGUUACACAGAACGUGCUUGCAGCUUGCACCCCAGACAAAUUGUUCAUAUAUGUCUUAGCAGGCAAAUACUAUCUGUGUGAUGCUGGGUACCCUACCAUGCCAGGUUUCAUAUCUCCAUACCGUGGUGUUCGAUAUCAUUUGAAAGAACAUUCGGGUAAAACACCUAAGAAUAGAAGGGAAUUAUUCAAUUUAAGACAUUCUUCUUUGCGGUCUAAGAUUGAAUCUGCAUUUGGCACAUUGAAGAAUCGUUUUAAGAUUUUGUGUGCUAAGCCGCAUUAUCCAUUUCCUACACAAGUAGAUAUCGUAUUGGCAUGCACGAUACUUCAUAAUUUCAUCGCAACUGUUGACCCAAGCGAUGAACUACUCAGCGAGUCCGAAAUUGAUGAAGAUAUUGAUGGUGAGGUGACAAAUGAGAAUGAUAAUAAUUUAGUUGAUUUUACUCAGACUCAAACUCAAAGAGAACAAACUGAAUCAAGAAAUGAGUGGAAGACCCUUAGAGAUAACAUUGCUUGGGCGAUGUGGGUGGACUAUUGUGAUAAGUAUAAUCAUGGUGUAACUACUGAGACUUAA
Asparagus officinalis (garden asparagus) is the source of this 903-nucleotide messenger RNA. RefSeq lists its product as uncharacterized. The record is from RefSeq and is a predicted model, not a curated record. The coding region runs from base 1 to 903 and encodes 300 amino acids. The transcript has 4 exons. NCBI's taxonomy places the organism in Eukaryota, Viridiplantae, Streptophyta, Magnoliopsida, Asparagales, Asparagaceae.